AUGCCCCGCGAAUACCAACCCCACCCCCGCCCCAACAAACGCAAACACAGCGGCGGCGCAGACGACAACCUCGACGAACCCAGCCACCACAGCGGCCACCAUCCCCACUCCCGCAAAAAAGUCCUCCUCAAGAAAAACCCCGAUUUCACCUCCGUGAACGACCUCAAGAAACGCAUCCGCGCCGCCAAGCGCCUCCUCGCCAAGCCCGACCUCCCCGCCGAUGUGCGCGUCACCCAGGAGCGCGCCCUGCUGGGCUACGAGCGCGAUCUCGAGGAAGAGACCAAGAGCCGGGAACGGUCGAAGCUGAUCAAGAAGUAUCAUUUUGUGCGAUUCUUGGAACGCAAGACCGCUACGAAGGAAAUCGCCCGGCUCACCCGGAAGGAGAAGGAAAUUACCGAGAAUACGGCUGGGAUUGAUGCCGCGGCGAGGGAGAAGAAGCUCGCGUCCGUGGCGAGGAAGCUGCACGUUGCGCGCGUGAAUCUGAACUAUACGAUCUAUUACCCGCUUACGGAGAAGUAUAUCGCUUUGUAUGCGGAUGUGAAGAAGAAUAAGAAGGUGGAGGAUGGGCAGGUUGUUGAGGCGGAGGAGGAGAAAGAGCAGAAGGAGGAGGAGGAUGCGGCAGGAGCAGCGGAGAGGUCGUCUGCUAUGUGGAAGACGGUGGAGCAGUGCAUGAAGAACGGCACCCUGGAUCUUCUCCGGGACGGCAAGCUGAACAAUAACAAAGACAAACGAUCCAAGGUGGCAGACGCCGGCGCGGCGGAUGAGUCGAAGAAGAACAAGAAGACCGCGCGCGAGCACCCCGAUUCGCACAAGUCGAGCGCAAGGGCCAAGAGCGAGGAUCGGAAACACAAGAAAAAGUCAGCCGCCAAGCAGGAUGACUACGAGAUGCCGGAUGCCGGCAAUAAUGAUAGUGGGGAUGAGAGUGACGGCGGAUUCUUUGAAAUGUGA
Aspergillus aculeatus ATCC 16872 is the source of this 948-nucleotide messenger RNA. RefSeq names its product Efg1 domain-containing protein. Gene Ontology annotation, cellular component: nucleolus; preribosome, small subunit precursor. The record is from RefSeq and is a predicted model, not a curated record. The transcript is spliced from 2 exons. Lineage: Eukaryota; Fungi; Ascomycota; Eurotiomycetes; Eurotiales; Aspergillaceae. Gene Ontology annotation, biological process: maturation of SSU-rRNA from tricistronic rRNA transcript (SSU-rRNA, 5.8S rRNA, LSU-rRNA). The coding region runs from base 1 to 948 and encodes 315 amino acids.